Molecule: messenger RNA, 796 nt
Organism: Hibiscus syriacus
Lineage: Eukaryota; Viridiplantae; Streptophyta; Magnoliopsida; Malvales; Malvaceae
Product: late embryogenesis abundant protein At5g17165-like
Exons: 2
Coding region: 180-554 (124 amino acids)
Source: RefSeq, a predicted model, not a curated record
CAGUCGUGUGUGGGUGGGGUUAGCGGUUAGGUGCGGUGGUAGGCCGGUGAAAUGGGCAUCAACGUCCCUUUAUAAAUACCUACACUCCUUAGUGCAAACGCAAAACAUAUUCCCUUCAACCGUAGCCUUUUUGUUCCCUAUCUCCCAGAAUUUUCGCUCUCUUUUAUCCCCUCACUUGUAUGGCAGCCAAUUUCAGGAGUGGUGGAGGGAUCGCCAGCUUGGGGAAGCGCCUUCUUAACCGCACCGCCACGCCCACUCCUUCACCUGCUGCCGCUGCAGCUAUCAGGAGUGCUCACUCAUCGGCAUAUGACAAGAACCUGGAUGAUCAGGUCCAUGCAAGUGCGGUUCCCGAUGAUGUGAUCCAGCUUCAAUCAGACAAGUACUGGGCUCCGAACCCUCAGACCGGGGUGUUUGGCCCUGCUGCCGGGCAGCUUAACGCAUCUGGUGGUGGGGAGCAAGGCAUCCGUUCCGGUGGCGAGAACUCGGUCCUCGAGGAAAAGGCCUGGUUCCGCCCUACGAGUAUCGAGGACCUGGAGAAGCCGCACCAUCAGUAAACUCACUUGUUAUGAGCCGACUGUUAUAUCGUCUAUAUGAGACAAACAAAGGUGUGGUUUUAAAGUGGAUCAAAUAAGUUGGAAAACGUUUCCUUGGUAUUAGGCGGUAGAACAUUAUAGUUGGGGGACUUGUUUACAUGGGAAUUUGCAAAUCUAGUCACUGUGAACUCUGUAACACAACAACUUUUGUUUCUGAUGCUUGCGUGCUAUAUUACUAUAGAACUCUUGGGUUAUUUUGUGUU